CUUUUAUUAGGUUUUCCAAAAUUAAAAAAAGAAAAAAAUAUUUAUAAAAAAAGGAAAAUAAAAAAGAAAAUCAGAUUCGAUCCUAUCGCAAAAACGCCACUCUCGAUCUUCACGCCCACAUUCAGUAAAUUCGAAAAAAAUUUAGCCUUUUUUUUUCUGUUCUUUUUUCCAAUUCCCUUUUUAGGUUUGAUUUUUAUUCAUCUCACAUUUAACUGAAAUUUUCCCUUUUUGAAUUUCAAGGGUUAGGGUUUGUCCGUACAAUCAAGUAAAAGGCGAGUCUUUGAUGUUAUACUCGUUGCUUUAUGCACUUUCUUUUUGCAGUGAUUGAAGGGAGACGAGAAAGUUGUUAAAAAAAGAAGCUGAUUGCUAGGAAGUUGUUAUUUUUUUGGGUUAAAGAAUUAAUUCUAUUAAAAAGGCGGCUGCCAAGUGUUUGCUUCGGAUAUGAAUCCGGCCCGGGAUGCAGACAGAGCAACCACCGCCGGCAUGGUGCUGUUUCCAAUUCAAUUUACAUGGCCACAUGGUGGGAGAAGUGUCUUCCUAUCUGGCUCUUUCAAUAGGUCGGGGCAGCUCGUGCCAAUGUCACAGGUUGAAGGUUGCCCCAAUGUGUUUCAAGCUGUAUGUGCGGUACCACAUGGUUGCCAUGAGUACAAGUUUCUUGUUGAUGGUGAAUGGCGACAUGACGAUCAGCAACCUCACAAGAAUGGUGAAUAUGGAAUAGUCAACACUUUUGACACUCUACCUAUACCUGCAGAGGCCCCCCAGGUACAACCUCGUACAGAGAUACUGAACAACAUGGAAGUGGACGAUGGUCUCAGGCAUCGAAUUUCUGCAGUUACAUUGAAUCAACCAAUGCCUAGGAUUUCAGAAGAGGAUGUACAUGCCUCCCGUCAUCAUAUCUCGGUAUUCUUGGCAGCACAUACUGCUUAUGAGUUACUACCUGAGUCAGGCAAGGUUGUUGCCUUGGAUGUUGAUUUGCCUGUAAAACAAGCAUUUCAUAUACUGUCUGAGCAGGGUAUCCCUAUGGCUCCUCUUUGGGACUUCUGCAAGGGGAAGUUUGUUGGAGUUCUUAGUGCUUUGGAUUUUAUAUUGAUUCUGAGAGAGCUUGGAAAUCAUGGAUCAAAUUUGACAGAGGAAGAGCUUGAAACGCACACUGUUUCUGCCUGGAAAGAGGGAAAGGCGUACAUGAAUGGACAAAUUGAUGGGCAUGGGAGACCAAGACGUCUCAUCCAUGUUGGGCCACAUUGUAAUUUGAAGGAUGUAGCUUUGAAAAUUUUGCAAAAUGGAGUAGCUCUAGUUCCUAUUAUCCAUUCAUCCUCAGAAGAUGGUUCUUUUCCCCAAUUGUUACAUCUUGCUUCUCUUUCUGGAAUACUAAAAUGCAUAUGCAGGUAUUUUAAACAUUGUUCUGGUUCUUUGCCCAUACUACAGUUACCAAUUUAUUCAAUCCCUUUGGGUACAUGGGUUCCAAGAAUUGGUGAAUCCAGCAGUAGACCAUUUGUGAUGCUGAGACAUACUGCUUCCCUUAGUUAUGCAUUAAAAAUGCUAGUUCAAGCUCAAGUAAGUUCAAUACCUAUAGUUGAUGAUAAUGACUCGCUACUGGACAUAUAUUGUCGGAGUGAUAUAACAGCUUUGGCAAAAGGCAGAGCUUAUACACAUAAUCUUGAUGAAAUGACUGUUUAUCAGGCAUUGCAGUUGGGACAAGAUUCUAACACUCCUUAUGAGACAAGAAGUCAAAGAUGUCAGAUGUGUUUGCGCACUGAUACAUUGCUUAAAGUGAUGGAACAAUUGGCAAACCCUGGUUCUUACUUGGUUAAUUCCAAGUAAUGCAGAUAACCUAUCUAGAAGGGGUUUUUGCAGUGGCUUUCGGACUCCCAUGUCUUGUGGGCACCAUUCCCUGCCCCAUUGUUCAAAGGAACUGCAUUACUUCACGAAUCUCGUUCAACCAUUCUAUUACCCUCUUGCUUUGUAGCCUGCUUUUUAGGAUUUUAGGCCAAAGAGGCAUGUAAUUUAGGAGCAUUUCAUUCUCUACCAAAUUUGUUAGUCUCCCCCUUGCACGUGUCAUUCUCAUUAUUAAACCAACCCAAUUGUAUCACCAAUGUAGAUGCCAUUAUCUGUGGGGAGCAUAUGACCUGUAAUAGCUUAUUGUUGCUUCAAAGUUAUAAGAGAUGGGGUGGGUUAUCACUGAAUGAUUAUUCUUUACCAUGCUUCCUUUAUUUAGCUGUUUUCGGCCUCAGUGUCUGAUUGUCCGGUUCUUGAUAAUGCUCUUGGCCUCUGUUUAGGCAAAAGCCAAUACAUUUUACUUGGAUCCUUUUGACAUAAAAUGUAUGAAAACCUGUAUUGAAACUGUAAAGAUCUGGCAGAGAAUUGUAAUAUUGGGUUCUGUUUCUGUAUCCAAACUUCAAUACUAUAACUGAAAAUAGAAAAUUUUGAAAGGUAAAUUUGAGAAUUAUGUUGGCGUGCACAUGUUGGAU
Durio zibethinus is the source of this 2468-nucleotide messenger RNA. Lineage: Eukaryota; Viridiplantae; Streptophyta; Magnoliopsida; Malvales; Malvaceae. The record is from RefSeq and is a predicted model, not a curated record.